Molecule: messenger RNA, 381 nt
Organism: Paramuricea clavata
Lineage: Eukaryota; Metazoa; Cnidaria; Anthozoa; Malacalcyonacea; Plexauridae
Source: the annotation of a GenBank genome assembly
AUGGGUUUGGCAUUUAUAUCAGGGAAGCAAUUGCUUCGUCUCACGAAUUUUGCUUUGGCUGCGCUUAUAUUACAACGUUCUGGCGAUGUUGCUUUAUUACUGAAUCCUGCCCCCAUAUCUACUCAGUUGCCAAAGAAGCACCUUCACUUUGGUCAAGUAAACGUUAAUGGUCUUAGAAACAAGACAAUGGAGAUUAAAGAUUUGUUGAACGACACUGGAAUUCAUCUUCUAGCCCUCACUGAAACGAAGUUGGACAACCUUAUUUUUGACGGUUCUUUGACUAUUGAGGGCUAUCAGUUUUUACAAAGGAAUAGAAAUGGACAUGGGGGAGGAAUUGACUUAUACUUUAAAGACUGUUUAGUCUGUAAUUCUGUAAAGUAA